AUGAGUGGCAUUUCUCCAAAAAAAAAUCCAUUACCAUAUCUUGGUGAUGACUUAGUAUGGAAGAUCUUAACUAAGGCUGAUCCUAAGACUGUUGGCAGGUGUAGGACACUCAACAAGUCUUGGAAUUUCAGGCUUAACACACCAUACUUUGUGAAGCAGAACUGGGCUGAACAAAAGGGUCAAAACAUCAAUGUCAUUGUUGGUGUUGGGAAUCCUCCAGCAGACGAAAAUUCUCAAUGGUUCAUUCGUGCUGAUGUAAAUGAUGGAGUGCACUCGCAGCUAAACCUUCCAAUUGUGAUCAACCAACUUGGUUUUUACUCACUUAUUGGCUCAGACCAUGGAGUUCUUUGUAUAAAAUUAUCUCAAGGAGGACUUAACUCAAGUCUACUCAUAUGGAAUCCACUCACUGGAAUGAUGAAAUAUGUAUUUGAUGAGUCCAAAAAACACUACCGUCAUCAUGUUUCAGUUUUUGCAUUUGGGUAUUUGUAUGAUUCCAUGGAGUAUCGAAUUGUGCAUGUCUUUAAGCGCCAUUACAUACAUAGGACCUUGGGCUGGAGUCUAUAUUGUUCAUUUGAGAAUGACUGGUGUGAUUCCGGAUCAUUCACCAGCGACGUGCAAAAGUUGGGGCCAAAAUCUAUCAUUGUUGAUGGAAUUGUUUACUGGAUUGGCUGGGAAGGAACCAACUUCACUGAACCAUCACUGAUAAUAUCUUUCUCCAUGAUACAAAGGCAGUUUUUUGAAAGCAUUAUUCCAAUUGAUGCAAGAUCAACCUAUCACUCUCUUACAAAUCUGCAUGAUGGGGUUGGUUUUAUAUCCUAUCGUAAUAUAGGCUUCUCAAGGGAAGUUAUAGUUUGGGAAAUUACACAUGAUGGACAGGACAAGCUUAAUUGGGAUAAGAGGAUCCGAGUUACAGGACUUGGCAUUCCUUACAAUCCAUCUAUGUUCAUCGGAAAGGAUAUCAUUUCCAUCAUGGAGUGUAGGAGUCGUUUUGGGGGAUCCAAUGAUGCUGAUAGGACAGAUCUUUUGCUUUCAAGACUUAAGUGGAACGGAGCUAGGAGGGAGCACCUGAUGCACCGUACUUGGCAACAAAAUGUACACGUCAAGUCCAUGACCAUGCACUCUGAAAGUCUCUAUAUUGUGUAA
Arachis stenosperma is the source of this 1143-nucleotide messenger RNA. RefSeq names its product F-box/kelch-repeat protein At3g23880-like. The record is from RefSeq and is a predicted model, not a curated record. Gene Ontology annotation, molecular function: protein binding. Lineage: Eukaryota; Viridiplantae; Streptophyta; Magnoliopsida; Fabales; Fabaceae. The transcript has a single exon. The coding region runs from base 1 to 1143 and encodes 380 amino acids.